Molecule: messenger RNA, 4521 nt
Organism: Scomber japonicus (chub mackerel)
Lineage: Eukaryota; Metazoa; Chordata; Actinopteri; Scombriformes; Scombridae
Gene: nfasca
Product: neurofascin homolog (chicken) a
Exons: 30
Coding region: 1-4107 (1368 amino acids)
Biological process (GO): brain development; cell-cell adhesion
Molecular function (GO): cell-cell adhesion mediator activity
Source: RefSeq, a predicted model, not a curated record
AUGUGUGUAUGUGUAUUAUCUCUGUAUCCAUGUAACCUUCUCCCUGUCUGUCCCACUCCUCCCAUAGUGAAGCAGCCCCCCACUAUAGUGAAGCAGUCAGUGAAGGACUACAUUGUGGACCCCAGAGAUAACAUCAUCAUUGAAUGCGAGGCCAAGGCCAACCCUUUGCCAAGGUUCUCCUGGCGAAGGAACGGGAAGUUUUUCAACUUCGGGAAAGAUCCCCGGGUGUCGAUGCGGAAACGCUCUGGAACCCUGGAGAUCGGUUUCCGUAGCGGAGGACGACCAGAGGACUACGAGGGAGAGUAUCAGUGUUUAGCCGACAAUGACCUGGGAAUGGCCAUUUCCAACAAAAUCCUGCUACGGGUCUCCAAGGCUCCUCUGUGGCCUAAAGAGGUGCUGGAACCAGUGAUGGUGCCUGAAGGCCACCCGCUGGUCCUCCCCUGCAACCCCCCACCGGGCCUGCCUCCUCCAUUCACCUUCUGGAUGAACAGCGCUAUGGCCCCAAUCCCUCAAGAUAAGAGAGUAUCUAUGGGUCUGAAUGGAGACCUCUACUUCUCCAACGUUUUGGCCCAAGACGCCCACACUGACUACAGCUGCAACGCUCGCUUCCUCUUCACACACACCAUCCAGCAGAAGAACCCCUUCACACUCAAAGUUCAGACAAAGGAGCAGUUUAAUGACUCAUCUUACAAUGUCUCUGACCCCUACGGUGGCCGCAGAGUAGCCGAGUCCACACCGACCUUCCUCUCACCGACGGGGAGCGAGAGUUCCAAAAUGGUGCUACGAGAUGAGCAGCUGCUGCUGGAGUGUAUCGCUGCUGGACUUCCCACACCCGCCGUCAAGUGGUUUAAGAAGGGUGGAGACCUGCCAGCACGGAAGGUGAAGUUCGAGAACUACAACAAAACCCUGAAGAUAAUCAACGUGUCAGAGGAGGAUGCUGGGGUUUAUGUAUGCAUGGCCAACAAUUAUUUAGGCAGCAUACGCCAUUCCAUCUUUGUUGAGGUCAAAGCGGCUCCUUAUUGGCUGGACAAACCAACAAAUCUGGUGCUAGCCCCGGAUGAGAAUGGGCGCCUUGUGUGUCGGGCCAAUGGCAACCCUAAACCUAACAUCCAGUGGCUGAUGAAUGGCAAUCCAAUUAACACUCCAGCCUCCGUGCCCCACCCGAGCCGUCAGAUGAUGGGCGACACCAUCAUCUUCCGCUCGGUGCAGGUGGGAAGCAGCGCCGUGUACCAGUGCAACGCCUCCAACCAGCACGGCUAUUUGCUGGCCAACGCCUUCGUCAGCAUCCUCGACAUGGCUCCGAGGAUGCUGGGCCCUAAAAACCAGCUGAUUAAAGUCAUAGAGAACAACAGAACCUUCCUGGACUGUCCCUUCUUCGGUUCCCCUCUGCCAGAGUUACGCUGGUUUAAGAAUGGACAGGGCAGCGGUCUGGAUGGGGGUCAGUACCGCGUUUACAUCAACGGCUCUCUGGAGAUCAAACGGGCCCGAGCAGAGGACGAGGGCACUUACACCUGUGUGGCCAACAGCAUCAUGGGAACGGCUGAAAACCAGGUCCGCCUGGAGGUCAAAGAACCCACUCGUAUAACCCGAGUCCCCGAGCACCGGUCAACCAUCAGAGGCUCCGUGGCUCGCUUUGAAUGUAAGGUGAAGUCUGACCCCAGCCUCCCCAUCACUGUGGCCUGGUUGAAGGAUGACAAGCCUCUCUAUCUGGGAUGGAGGAUCAAGAAGGACGAGGAGUCGCUGACCAUCCCCAACGUCAACGAGGGCGACGAGGGAACGUACACCUGCACUGUUAAAUCUGAGAUAGACGAGGACUCUGCGUCAGCCCGCCUCACUGUGUUAGAGGAAGCCUCCCUCAACCCCUCAGUCUCUAGUGCCUUGCCUCCAGACCGUCCAGACGCUCCCAUGGAUCUGGAUCUGUCAGACCCAGCAGCCCGCAGCGUUCGCCUCACCUGGAUUCCUGGAAAUGACCACAGGAGCCCCGUCACAGAGUUCUUGGUCCAGUUUGAGGAGGACCGCUGGGAGCCAGGCAGAUGGCAGAACCUGUCCACUUACCCUGGGGACCUCAACUCUGUCAUCCUGCAGCUCGCUCCCUUCAUCAACUAUCAGUUCAGGGUCAUCGCCAUCAACACAGUGGGCCAGAGUCAGCCCAGCCGACCCUCACCACGAUACCAGACCAGUGGAGCUGCCCCAGAUGCCAUUCCCAGAGGUCUACGAGGAUGGGGCUCCAAGAAGGACAACAUGGAGAUCAGCUGGGAGCCCCUGCUUGAUCUGGAGAGAAAUGGCCCCAACCUGCACUAUAAUGUUUGGUGGAGACGGAAGGAUUCAGGGGAGGAGUGGAGUAACGUCACCACAAUGGAGUCCAAACACGUCGUCCAAAACACAGACACUUAUGUGCCUUAUGAGAUCAAAAUCCAGGCCAGGAAUGAGUUUGGAUCAGGACCUGAGUCUAAUAUGGUCACUGGAUACUCUGGAGAGGACAAACCCACCGCCCCUCCCACUGACCUGCGGGUGUCAAAGGUAGACGACAUCAAAGCCAACAUCCACUGGAAGCCUGUGGACAUGAACACUAUCCAGGGAGAGUUCAAGGAGUACAGACUGUACUACUGGCGCGAGUCCAGUCUGGUUCCGGGUCUGGUGUUCAGUAAGGAAAACAAGACCAAAGGUUUCUACAGCACCAUGGCCGAGCCGUCUGGCAUCGUCACUGACCUGGUACCCUACUCGCGCUACAAGAUGCUCAUGGUUGUGGCCAACAACGGCUACGAGGGUCCACCCAGCAACAUGGUGGAAUUCACCACCAAGGAGGGAGUGCCGGAUGCUCCCAGGUUCUUCAGGAUUAAUCGGAGGACUUUUGAUUUGAUCCAGCUAGAAUGGGACAAACCUCUGGAGCCCAAUGGUCUUCUGAUUGGAUACCAGCUCAAAUACCAUACAGUCAAUGGCUCCAGGUCGGGUCGUCCCCAGCUGCAGACUUUCCUUCCAAACGUGACAGAUUUCAGCCUCCGCCUGCCGGACCGAUCUACCCGCUACAAGUUCUCUCUGUCAGCGCUCACCCAGGUGGGAGCUGGGGAGGUCUUUGCAGAGGAAUCUCCACAUUUCACCAAUGAAGAAAACUUUACUGACGCUACAGGUCUAGUUGAGCUUACCGACGCCUCUGUGGCUUCAGCUCUCACACCUACUCCUCCUCCCAUCGCUCCUCCUUCUCCUACCACCAUCGCUCCUACAACCAUUAGUACCUCGACUACUACCACUCCUACAACAACGACUCCUACCACUACUACAACUACCACUACCACUACCACUACAACCGAAGCGACCACACCUGCUGUGGUGGUCACCUUCAAACGUAUUGAUGAGAAUAAGCCGGUGGCCUCUGGGCUGGAGAUCUGGAAUCUGACGGUGGAGCCUAACAGUAACUACGCUAACGUCAGCUGGAAACACAACUUCCCGGCCGGCAGCAGCGAGUUUGUGCUAGAGUUCACACUGGACAGCAACAACUCUGUGAAAAUUGUAACGGUGAAACAACAGCCCCCCAUUACAGUGGCGGAUCUGAUCGCAGGCGCCAAGUACCAUCUGAGGGUUUACUCCCAUGAGCACAACAACAUCAGAAGCGACCCUGUCACCUUUAAGACCAAAACAGCCUACAUAGACCAGGUAGACAUAGCCACUCAAGGCUGGUUCAUCGGGCUGAUGUGUGCCAUUGCUCUCAUCAUACUGAUCCUUCUUAUCGUCUGCUUCAUCAAGAGGAGUCGUGGCGGCAAAUAUCCAGUCCGUGAUAAAAAAGAUCUCCCAUUGGACCUAGUGGAUCAGAAAGACCAGGAUGGGUCCUUUGAUUACCAAAAUGGGUCAUCUGUCCCUGACAGGAACGAAAACGAGAACAGCAGCGACGAGGACAACAAGCCUCUGCAGGGCAGCCAGACGUCGCUGGAGGGCAACGUGAAGGAAAGCGACGACAGCCUGGUGGACUACGGCGAAGGCGGCGACGGCCAGUUCAACGAGGACGGCUCUUUCAUCGGCCAGUACACGGUGAAGAAGGACAAGGACGAGACAGAGGGCAACGAGAGCUCUGAGGCCACCUCGCCUGUCAACGCCAUCUACUCCCUGGCGUAGCGCCCUAGUGGCACAUGGACGACUUGGUGGCAUCCUCUCUGAUCUGAGGGCGUUUAUGACAAACCACAACACCACACACCAGACACAAACACACACACGAAUAUAUUAAUAUAUGAAUAUAUGAAACAAGUUAAACAGAAGAAUCACAGCAGGGCCUGUCUGGAGACUAUGUAGGCUUUCCUCUGCAGAUAAGCUGGAGGAAUACAGGAGUGGAAUUAGACCACAAGCCUUUAUUUAAUGUUUCCAGCUCUUAAGAAAUUGGCCCUUCGGAGGUGACGUUUGGACAAAGUGGACAAGUGCUCGUUUUCCUAUGUGCUCUGCCUGCCCUUUACCCACACAGACUUGACGUGUGCCUUUGGGGCAGCUUUAGGCAUUUGGAGGCAUCAACAAGCGUUCUUUAGAGAUUUUGUUCUU